Messenger RNA from Pararge aegeria (speckled wood butterfly), 490 nucleotides. Its product is annotated as DEAD-box ATP-dependent RNA helicase 9-like. The transcript is spliced from 6 exons. Bases 58 to 462 code for a protein of 134 amino acids. NCBI's taxonomy places the organism in Eukaryota, Metazoa, Arthropoda, Insecta, Lepidoptera, Nymphalidae. The record is from RefSeq and is a predicted model, not a curated record.
AAAGAUUGGUGAAAUGCUAUGUGCGGUUAGUUAUUCGAGAGUGGGAAAACUGUUAAAAUGACUUUCAGGGUACUCUGUUUUCUGUUGCUAGCAGCCGUGGCGUACGGCCUUCCAUACUACCAUGGAGAAGAUCGCGACCAGCAAAGAGGAGGUUCCGACUCCGGAUUUGGGAGGUCUCAAGGCGGUCUUCGUAGUCAAGGUGGAUCUAGUGGCUUCGGUAACCAGGGACAAGGAGGGUUAGGACAGCAAGGAUUCGCACCCGACAAAGGUUUCGGUCAAGGCGGCCAGGGUGGUUUCGGUCAGGGCAACCAGGGUGGUUUCGGUCAAAGCGGCCAGAGCGGCUUCGGACAAAGCGGCCAGAGUGGCUUCGGCCAAGGCAGCCAGGGUGGAUUUGGUCAAAGUGGCCAAAGCGGAUACGGUGGAAACCGUCACCGAGGGGGGUACCAGGAACAUGGGUAUUAAAUAAAGUUAAAUAAACUGUAAACGCUUA